CACUGAGCAGUGUGAGGCAACUGGGCUGCUGCAUUCAACCCUCUCCUCAUUUAUUCUAUUUCCAUCGUCCCAACCCAAAACCCCUCUUAACCCUUCAUUCACCCCUGAAAGCCCAAACCAUGUAUCUCCCCCGCCACAUAUUCACCAGAGUCUCUCUGCAUCGCCGCCUCUUCUCCCAUUCCGCCUCCGCCGCCAUCCUCCACCCUCCCGAGGCUGAGCCGUUAACGUACCUGGAAGGGUUUCCUCGUCCCAAUCCCAAGUACGACGAGACGAUCCUCGCUAUUCCUCGCAUUGACUCGGGGAAGAACAUCUCGGAGAAGGAGCGUAGGGCAGGGCGCGUGCCGAGCAUCGUUUUCGAGCAAGAGGACGGACAACACGGCGGCAACAAGCGUCUCAUCUCCGUUCGCUCCGAUCAGAUCAGAAAACUAGUGAACCACCUUGGUCGCUCCUUCUUCCUCUCUCGCCUCUUCCAUCUCGAGGUUCGCUCCCAAUUUGACAUCGACGACGUCGUCGAGAGUGUUCGCGUUUUGCCUCGCAAGAUUCAUUUGAAAGCUGGUUCAGACGCACCGUUAAAUGUCACCUUCAUAAGGGCUCCAUCACAUGCUUUGUUGAAAGUUGACGUUCCUCUUGUAUACAGAGGAGAAGAUGUUUCGCCUGGACUCAAGAAAGGUGCUUCUUUGAAUACCAUCAAAAGGACUGUGAAGUACCUAUGCCCUGCAGACAUUAUUCCCCCAUAUAUUGAUGUGGAUUUAAGUGAGUUAGAUGUAGGGCAGAAGGUGGUGAUGGGAGAUCUCAAAGUUCACCCUGCAUUAAAACUUCUUCAGUCAAAAGAUGAAGCUGUUUGUAAAAUUAUGGGUCAAAGGGUUUCUGAACUACAAAAGAAAUCUAAGUAACUGCUUUUUGUAUCUUUGGAGGUUGUUACUACUGCACUGAAUCAUUUUAUAGCUAACAUAUAUCAUUCAUGGUCAUUUUAUUAGUUAAUUCUUGGCAGCCGUGA
Molecule: messenger RNA, 997 nt
Organism: Abrus precatorius (Indian licorice)
Lineage: Eukaryota; Viridiplantae; Streptophyta; Magnoliopsida; Fabales; Fabaceae
Product: 50S ribosomal protein L25
Exons: 3
Coding region: 120-893 (257 amino acids)
Biological process (GO): translation
Cellular component (GO): ribosome; cytosolic large ribosomal subunit
Molecular function (GO): structural constituent of ribosome; 5S rRNA binding
Source: RefSeq, a predicted model, not a curated record